ACUCGCUGUAACUUCACGGGUAAACGCACUGGUUGGAUUUUAGUGUAUCAAACAUGUUCACAAUUUCUGGAAAAGUGGGUCUCGUAACCGGUGGCACUCAAGGAAUUGGGGCGGCAAUCUCAAAAGAGCUCUUACGGGCUGGUUUAAGGGGUAUCGCUAUUAUAGGAAGAAGCGAAGACAAGGGAGCACGAAUGGUGAAAGAACUAAUUGAAGAGUUUGGCACAAACAGAGCAAUAUUCAUCAAAGCUGACGUAUCCAUUAAAGAACAGUUUCAUGAAGCGUUUAAAAAGUCGGUAGAAACAUUCAAGAACAUAGAUAUCGUUGUAAAUAAUGCUAUGAUAUCGACAGCGGAAUGGUGUACAUCUAUCGCAGUGAAUUUGACUGGAAUGAUCACAGGAACAGUGCUCGCGUACGAAAACUACCUACCAAUGUACGCAACUGACCACAAAGGCGUUGUAAUAAAUAUUUCGUCACCAGCCGGACUAUACGGCGCUGCGCACUCUCCACAUUACGCGGCCGCCAAGUCGGGCGGAAUUGCUUUAACUCUGAGUAUGGGUUGUGAUCUACACUACAAUCGGACAGGAAUAAAAGUUAUUGCGGUAUGCCCAGGAUAUACAGGUACACCUGCCAGAGUGCCAGAUAAAGAGCAUUUCUUGGGACCCGCCUACUUUGAAGCCCUCAACCAAGUUCUGUCGAAUCUUCGAGAUCCACAACCUUGCUCGGUCGUAGGAAAGGCGGUCGUUGAUAUCAUAAGGAAAGGGCGGAGUGGAUCCAUUUGGAUUGUGGACGAAAGCAAACCUCCGUAUGAGGUAAAGCUUCAAGUUGUGAGGGAAGAUCCAACACAAUCCACAACACAAUUCCAGAGAAUUAUUUAACACUUAACGUACUCCUAGGUAGAAAAAUGUAUCACAAGAGCUUUUAUAUUUUGGGUCGUAAUUUUGGGUCGAAAGCUGACCAUUUACACAAAUUUACAAAAAUUAAACGUUUAAGUGUAACAAAGAAAGGCAUUCAGGGCCUGAGGACCAAUACCACGCACAUGCGAUCGAUUGAAACACAUUUAAUUAAACAACAAUUUAACAAUUUAAUUAACAACUGAUUAUAACUGCGAUGUUCUUUAGCAGACGCACAAAAAAGUACAAAGACUAACUGAAUUGCGUUGGAAUCUUCUUUACUUCAUUUGAUUCUUGAUUUAAACGAAACUGGCUUUGUUUUAAAAGCGGCUUUUUGGUAAUGGAUAACUUUACUACAUCGAGUAGUUGAGAAACCUUCGAGAAAGGCUUAUCCGACAACUGAUCGAUAGACACAACAGUCGAACUGCUUAUCUAAUAUCCGUAUACGUAACAUGACGCUUCAUCUUAACUGGAAUUAAAACAUUAACUUUUAUCACGACGAAUUAAAAUCUCUUAGAACAUA
This is a messenger RNA of Photinus pyralis (common eastern firefly), 1413 nucleotides long. Its product is annotated as 15-hydroxyprostaglandin dehydrogenase [NAD(+)]-like. NCBI's taxonomy places the organism in Eukaryota, Metazoa, Arthropoda, Insecta, Coleoptera, Lampyridae. Gene Ontology annotation, cellular component: cytoplasm. The record is from RefSeq and is a predicted model, not a curated record. The transcript is spliced from 5 exons. The coding region runs from base 54 to 875 and encodes 273 amino acids. Gene Ontology annotation, molecular function: oxidoreductase activity, acting on the CH-OH group of donors, NAD or NADP as acceptor.